Capsella rubella is the source of this 376-nucleotide messenger RNA. RefSeq names its product defensin-like protein 71. The record is from RefSeq and is a predicted model, not a curated record. Lineage: Eukaryota; Viridiplantae; Streptophyta; Magnoliopsida; Brassicales; Brassicaceae. The transcript is spliced from 2 exons. The coding region runs from base 37 to 288 and encodes 83 amino acids.
CAAAAUUUUACAAUAAGAAAUCAGAAAUAACAAAAAAUGAACAUGACAAAAGCUUUUCUUGUUUUUGUUCUUGCAGUAGUACUAGCAUCGUCGUUUUCAGACUCCAACGUUGUAGCCUCAUCAUCAUCAUCUGUCAAUGGAUUUGGAUAUAAUCAUUGCAUCAAACUAUGUUUCCCAAACAGUUAUACAGACGCUGACUGCAAGUUUGAGUGUACAAAGUUAUUGGGUUACUCGGAUGGAGGCUGUAUGGGUUUAGCACCCAAAUUUAAGUGUUGUUGUAAGAAAUGAUAGAAAUCGAUAAAUUUUUAUAAAAAACUGGUGAUUUAAUAUCUUGUAAUGCUCAAAUUACUCUUAUUGUACUUUGAUAAGCUCUAAA